UCUUAAUCGCCUUAUAAGCAUUGAAGAAAAAAAAUUAGACCGAAAAAUACCAGAACUGAAAUUAUUGAUUUGUGGUGUCCGCUUUACAUACUAGGUCAUGUUAACAAAGACCUUGCAGACUUCCAUUCAUUUAUUGGAACCCGUCCUUUACCUUGAAAGCAGUCAAGACACGCCUACCGUUUUACGUGGAGUGGUGAACCUGGACCUCAAGAAAUCACGAGCCAUAGAAUCGCUUGACGUGUACUUCGAUGGUCAACUAGAAACACAAUGGAUUGGCAGUGAUUCGAAAUGUGAACAACGUCGUACGAACAUCGCACACCAACGCAUUGAUCUUCUUCGCGAUACACCGGGAUCGGCUUCUGCUCUUGUAUUGAAUUCGGGAAAGACUCGCUUCGGAUUCGAGAUGGAGCUACCCGAAGGACUGCCAGAAACCGUCGAAUGUCCAAACAUACGAGUGCAUUACCAAGUAUCGGCCGUGGUCACCUUUGUCAAUAACCGUCGCAUUUUGCAAACUGGAAAAGCACCGGUAAAAAAGACCGUGCAGCGAUCCAAGACAUUUGUAAGGCUUGCGCGGCUGCCCUUUGAAGACAUUCUGCUUGGCGAAAACUACCGUGCGCUCAUCGAUUCUCGAAAGCAUCUGUCAAAAUGGUUCCAGUACCAUAUUAUCAUCGAUAAGAAGGCUGUUGCCCUCGGUACCUGGCUCCCCGUCACAGUGGGUCUGGCACCCACAGUUCCCGGAUUACGGAUAAUGCAUUUCUGUUUACAAGUGAUUGAACGUCGAAGCGUGUGCCCUGACAAAUGGCAUACCAUUCAGACUUGCCACAUGCUGCAACGAGCUUGCAGCACUGAUCCACAAAUCCCUAACUGCGAUUUGGACGAGCCAUGGCAAGGCACCAUCCACUACAAGGUCCCCGAUGAUCGAAGCUUAGCUCACUCCACGCAACGUUACUCCGGCUUCCGUGUUAGCCACAUGCUACUCAUAUCCAUCAUGAUCUCUUUUCCCGAAAAAGGCGCUCUCAGCUUGACCAAACGAGGUCAGCGCACCAUCACUUUUCAGACCGACAUCGACCUGCUGGACCGUUCGGUGGGCGUGCUCGAAAGGAACAAUGCCAUCAUUUUACCUUCUUACGAUGGACCCUCGCCUUUCACAGUGCGAGACAUGCUGUUCGGUAAUCCUGAUACAAGUGGCAUUUUUCCCCCUGCGUAUCAUGAAAUUGCGUGAAAACUAUGAGCUUCCUUGUCAGCUACCGUGACCCUUCAUCAUCCCUUUAUAAGAACCAUGUAGUUGGUUCGACAAAUUUCACAUUUGUAAAUAACCAUGAUAUUUAUACCGG
This is a messenger RNA of Radiomyces spectabilis, 1334 nucleotides long. RefSeq lists its product as uncharacterized. The transcript is spliced from 2 exons. The coding region runs from base 98 to 1222 and encodes 374 amino acids. NCBI's taxonomy places the organism in Eukaryota, Fungi, Mucoromycota, Mucoromycetes, Mucorales, Radiomycetaceae. The record is from RefSeq and is a predicted model, not a curated record. Gene Ontology annotation, biological process: ubiquitin-dependent endocytosis. Gene Ontology annotation, cellular component: plasma membrane; cytosol; cytoplasm. Gene Ontology annotation, molecular function: protein-macromolecule adaptor activity; ubiquitin protein ligase binding.